ACAUUUUUCGUAGAUUGAUGAGGUGGUGUUAAAAUUAAUUUCAAUGUUUUCGCUGGUAAUUAUUAAUAAAAUUUUUGCGCAAUUAAUAGUUUUAAAGUGGUGCUGAAGAUGCUUUACAUGUGACUUUAGAACUCAAGUGCAAAAAUCAGACCUACGGAUGAGUUUUUACGUAAGUGCAAAGUAAAAACAUGUAAGUGACGCGGGAACUUUACUUGUUCCAAUUUCAAUUCUUGUUUCAAUUCAAAAUGGAUUCUAGCGCGAAUAAGGAUUGGAAGCAGAAAUUGGGGUUCCCAAUCAAUUAUGAUUCUGGCCAGAGUUCAGAGGAGGACUUUGACGCUAAUGAUGUGGUGAUGCGCCACUCGCGCCACUCCUCAGGGUAUUACCUGGCGGAAAACGGAGACGGUUCCGAGGCGGAUCUCCUCGGCAGCACACCACCGAGAGCGCGGAUUAGGGACAAGGAAAAGAGGAGGAAUAUCUAUGAAUCAGGGACGAGCUUGCAGAAAAUGCUAGUCGAAGGCAAGAAUCUGGAUGACGUGCCCUCACCAACGCCCCCAGAGCGGCCGAGAAGACGCUGUGGACUAAAACUAAAUCGAUCAAGAGAACGUGAUUGGAAGGACAGUCAAAGAGAGCCCAGGGCAGACUCCCUGCCCUCACCUAGUCCUCAGACCGCUGUACCUACCUUGGUGGAAUCCUGCAGCCGUUUCAUGUCGCUCACUUCCCGUCUAAAGUGUCAAGCGGCAUGCGAAGAGGAUGUUCAGGAGAGAUGCGCAGACGAGGGCUUGCCCGCCAGUAGGGUCAACUUCCACAAUACCUUUAGCAUGCUUAUCAAUAUGGGGAAUAUUGAGAAGGGAUGUAGACGCCAGAUAAGUCGCGAAGAGCAAGUAUGGCAGAAUGAGCUAAAGGAUCUCAUAUGGCUGGAGCUAAAGGCCAAGUUGGCAGGCCGAAGCCUCAGCCAACAGGACGAGUUUCUAUGCUCCCAGCGGAAUAUGAUUCCAGCCAUCAUUUUAAGGAUCCAUGAAUACAAGUUCGAGAAUCCAGACCCUUGCAGAAACCGAUCUCGGCUCCUAUCUCCCAUCGAAGGUUCCCACGAAGAUAUUUCGAAUCAACCCGAAGAACUAAAUAUUGAAGAGAACAACGAAGAUUAUCUCUUCGGCUGUGUAUCAUUCGACUGCGAGCGCUGCACUACCGCAGUGGGUAUCGCUAUGAAGCAGGUAGCAGAGUUGUUGGACGCUUACGAAGCAGCCAUAGCGUUGUACCCAUCGAGUACUGCGGCUUCAGUGGAACACCCCGCGCUAUUCUCGCACAGGACUAUGAACAGGCUGAGAGCGAUGUGUCUGUGGUACAACACGGCGCUUCACAUGCGGCUCAAGGUGCUGUCCGUGCGCCGCAUGCUGCGCACCGUGCGGGAGAAGAGUCGACACGGCUUGGAGCACGGGGUCUCCACGGAACCCAGUAGCAGAAAAUCCUCAACCACCCAAAGACCAUGUCAAGUACGUUUCAAUGUGAGCAACAACACUAGCGAUUCCAACAACAGUGACUCGAGCGGACAGUCUGACAGGAAAUCUGAUCACUCUGAUGACCAGGGGAAGAACCCUGAUGAACAGGGGAAGAACCCUGAUGAACAGAGUAAUGAGGUCAUAGAAGUAGCAACUGAUGAUAAAGGCAAAGGAAGUGACGGAAAAAGAGGAGUUGAUACUACUGACUGUAGUGGACAAGAGAAACUGGAACUCACUGGAGAUAUGACGCCUGAAAUAGUCAUAUCAGAGACAUAUAGCACCAGCGAUACUACUGCAUCAAAUGAAAGCGGCUACAUAUCCGCGGAGCAGUGGUGCAAAAAAGAACAGUCGUACGACGUAUACGACAUCGGUCCCCUGCGUGACGUUGCGCAGCUGAGGCUACUCGGACGAACGGAAGUGUCCGCUUAUCGUGACUACCACUACGAGAUGUUGAAGACGCAGGGCGUGCGACGCUGUAUGAUGUUCAUGAAUAAGAUGUGUAACAAACUACUUAACAAGGUCUACCUAACGCUGCUCGAACCCCAGCCGGAAGGUGCAGAAGAAGACGUGCAAGACGUUCUAGAAGACACCAAAGAAGCGGAACAGAAGACUGAUACACAUAAUAAUUAUGUUAUUAGGAAUACUUAUGAAUUUCGCAGAUAUGGUUGCUGGUGUGAAGAGACGUUGUCGAUGCAGCUCCCUUCGUAUCGAUCGCACUUCCUGCUGCUGACCAGCAUUUGUAUGGAAGCUGUGCACGACUACCUCUCUCUGAGGAUGGAGGGCCGACCCGAACAUCCCUCCUGCCUCACUAUCAAACAGUUAAUACACGAGCUAAAAGAGGGGUUGGAUAUAGCGGCAGAGAUGCGCGCUUCGUUCGCACGCAAUGUAGAGGCCGCAUUACGAGGGUCACGCGCCUUGCCACAGACCCGUAGAGAUUUACUCGAUAUACUCUAUACUUUUGACGCUACCGUUGAAACUGCAUUGCAACAAUAUCUAUCUUACCUCCGGACGAUGUCGGAGACUGAGGCGCAAAGUCGCGCGGCGUUGGCAGCCGAGUGGGCAUUCACCGCGCGAUUGGCCGCGAGAGCGCCGCAAGCAGCCGUACUAGCACCGCCCGCUUUUGCUGAUAUGGCCUGCAAUCAACUUAACAGAGUGUUGAAGAGAUUCGAGGACAAGUUCAAACAAGUCAUGGAGCUAGAGAAAAGCGAGCACUCGGAUCCGGACGAUCAGAGAUAUUUGGUGUACACGAUAUGCCGCGAGGCACAGUGCGUGUACGCGAGCGAGCGCGAGGCAGCUCUGCAAGCGGCGCAGUGGGCGCGCGCGCUUGCCUCGCGCCUCGGACAGAGGCACAGAGUUCAUUGUGGAAGGAUAUUUAAUAGUCUAAUAGCGAUUCGGGACUGCCUGGUGCGCCACACGGCGUAUAUCUUAGAACGAAGCCAGCAGGAACACUUGUCAUCUCACGAACUACCAAAGGACAUUCGCGACAGCAUGAUAGCUCGAGUCAGAGAGCUUUUGUUGCAAGUCUACAAAUUAGGGUUCGAGCUGCACACAGAGCUGUACAAAUUCGCGCAGGCGCCGCUCACGCUGCGCGAGAGGGAAGUGCGACGCAUGCGCCCCUCUUCCCUCCAGCCCUCCCGCCCUCACACCCCUCAACUGAGGAGAAAGAGGCCCGAGACCAUGCUCGUACCCGAGACCUCCUCCACUGCCAACCCGAUGAUUCACAAGGAACUGCACAGAUUUGUCAACGAUUCUCCGCAAUGUAGGGCGUUUUCUUCGCGAAAUGUGGGCGGUUCGCCGAGGAAGAUGCGCCUGUUAAGAUCUGAGAGUAUUGGAGAAGAAGGAGAAGCUAGUGUGAUGGAUACGUUUGUUAGUCCGUCCCUGAGUGACAUCGAAGCGCUUCUCUCGGGGUCUAAAUCAGCCCAAGCGAAGCGAGCAGAAAUGGAUGAGUCUACGCAGCAAGAAGCGGAAUGGGCCAAAAGAGUAGCGCGAGCGGUUAUCGAGUUCGCGCGGUGCUGGAUGAGCUUCGUUGUCGAGCGUUGCGACCGAGGUCGAGGCUUGAGGCCUAGAUGGGCAAGCCAAGGAUUAGAGUUUUUAAUGUUGGCCUGUGAUCCGUGCAACACCAAACAUCUGAGCGAUGAAGAGUUUGAGGAUCUGAAGCAGCUAAUGGACGGGUGUAUAUCGCACGUGAUCGGUUCCCGCACUCCUACUCCCACCACGAUAACGCCCACCGCGCCGCAUCGGAGGCCCAGGAUACAUAGUCCGCACAGCACUAGCAGCACGAACAGCAAAGAAAGCGGCUACCCUCCAACUCCACCGAGUGAACAUGACGGACCUCUCAGCUUACAUAGACUUGAAGAUACGCAACACAGCAAACGUGUGAUAGAAGCAAUACAAAGACUGGACGAGGCCAGAGACGAAAAGCUGCAGCAGGCGAAAUCAGUAGGGAAAGUUCUAGAGUCCACAGUGAAGAGUUAUGAGCCAAAGCUCAGGCAGUUGACCUUCAAAUGGCAACGAGGUCUGAAGAUCGGCGCCGGGACUUUUGGAAAGGUCUACACAGUAGUGAACACGGAGAGUGGACAAUUGCUCGCAAUGAAGGAGCUAAAUAUCGGCGCAGGAGAUCGAAGAGCGUUGCAGAGGGCGGCCAAUGAGCUGCGCGUGUUGGAAGGGGUCUUACAUCCGCAUUUGGUCCGGUAUUACGGCUGUGAAUUGCAUAGGGAAGAAAUGCUGCUAUUCAUGGAGUUAUGUGUGGAAGGCUCGCUAGAAGCGCUAGUGGCGACCUCUGGCGCUCUGACGGAACACACCACCAGAAGAUACACGAAGCAACUGCUCAGUGCAGUGUCCGAACUGCACUCCCGAUCCAUCGCGCAUAGAGAUAUUAAAAGUGGCAACAUUUUCCUAACCAACGAAGGUCACUGUCUGAAGCUUGGUGACUUUGGCUGUGCAGUCAAAAUUCGUGCUAACACCACAGCGCCGGGUGAACUGCAAGGCUACGUUGGUACACAGGCGUACAUGGCGCCGGAAGUGUUCAUGAAGUCUUCAGGCCACGGCAGAGCUGCGGAUAUCUGGUCGCUGGGCUGCGUCACCACCGAGAUGGCUUCAGGGAAGCGCCCGUUCUCGGAGUACGACAGCAACUAUCAGAUAAUGUUCGUGGUGGGCAUGGGCGGGCGGCCGCACAUACCGGACACGCUGUCGCCGGAGGGCCAGCAGUUCUGCCUCAGCUGCCUCACCCAUGACCCUGACCUGCGCCCGCGCGCUGAGGCCCUCAGCUUGCAUCAUUUCUUGAUGGUAAAAUCUGAUGACGACUGCAAGUGUGAACCAGCUUAUCUAAUUACGUAGAAGACACCGCAAGCCUCCAAGAUGGAGGUGGCCAACACUGGGAAGAAUGCCGUGACGUCUAAAAUUGGAUUAAGGUGGAUUGGAUUGGAUACGGGUCUGCCCGCGAAAUUCAAAUUUAAUUUGGUUUUUUGCAAUUCGUAAAUUAAUACGACAAAGUAGGCUUAUGGCACUUUAAUUGCGCCAAUGCAGUAUCAUCACAGGUUUAUAUAAAAAUCUUUACUUGAAAGGGUCCGAUUUAAGAAAUUGGCUUUACACGUGAUAUAUUACUGCACCCCUCCCUCCCCCUUGUGAUAUUUUGUGACUUUAUGGACCCCCUCCCCCCCUUCCUGUCCCUUUCGAGCCUCACGUGAUUAAUGGACAGCCCGCUUUUAGACCCGUUCGCAUUCUGCAGGUACGGAACCAUAAUAUUAAAACUAGUCUCAAAUAAGCAUCGUAGAUGUAUAUGUAUUAAAGUAGUAUGUACAAUACAUAUUAUGUAGGUUUUAAUCAAACUCUACGUAUAAAAUACCUAUAAAGUUUUAUGAAUGAGUAUUGUAUGAAAAACUUAAGCAUUGUAUGAGCCAUAAUAAUAAUCAAAUUGUGUUUAUGUAAUUUUAGGUUAGAGUUAAUUAUGUAAAAAGGGAAUAUUAUUAUGUAAAAAGAAUUUGAGAAAUUUUAUAUUCGAGGGAAAGAAAAAGAGAAAUAGAGAAAUGAAAUAAAAUGUAAAGACAUAAUAAAAUUAUAGAAAUAAUAGAUUACGAACAUUUCGGAUGAAUAAACAUUAUAGGUUAUAGUGAGAAUAAUUCAUAAUUAUUAUGGAUAGAUAUUUUUGAAGCGGUGAUAGUCUGGUGGUUAAAGACUGGCGUCCUAUUCUGAGGGUCUAAGGUUCGAUCCCGGCCACGCACCUUUAAUUUUCGGUUGCCUGAGAGUUUCCAUAAUGUUCUCUAAAAUGUAAUCAGUCCACCAAUCUGCAUUUGGCCAGCGUGGUGGACUAAACCCUUCUCAUUGUGACUUCCUCUCACAAUGAGAAGGGCGUACUCAGUAGUGGGUCUGUUUUGGGUCGAGAUGAUGAUGCUGAUGAUUUUGGAUAAUAAGAUUUUUGCAUUUAUUUUGAGCAGCUUGUUUCGGAAAAGGCUUGAGAUUGUUUAUAUUAUUUUUAAAAGUCGCAAAGUAUUGUCUAUUGUAUAGUUAAGUGCCAUCAAACAUUUUCAUUGUUAUGUAUUCCAUUAUAAAAUAUAUAAUAUGAUGUAGCUGUGUUAUAUAAUUUGUUGUAACUUGUAAGAACUCAGUUUUAAUAAAAAUAGUGGAAAAUUAA
Maniola jurtina (meadow brown) is the source of this 6126-nucleotide messenger RNA. RefSeq names its product mitogen-activated protein kinase kinase kinase 4 (gene Mekk1). The record is from RefSeq and is a predicted model, not a curated record. The transcript is spliced from 32 exons. Lineage: Eukaryota; Metazoa; Arthropoda; Insecta; Lepidoptera; Nymphalidae. The coding region runs from base 246 to 4832 and encodes 1528 amino acids. Gene Ontology annotation, molecular function: protein kinase activity; ATP binding. Gene Ontology annotation, biological process: protein phosphorylation; MAPK cascade.